CUCUGUGACUCGGCAAAAAAUCCAAGAUGGCUUCACAAGGUGGGUUGAAAGAAGUUGUUUCUCUUUAUCAAACUCUGAUAAAGGAGUGGAAUAGAAGACCUGUUGACCUCGAAAAAGUUGGAAAGCUUCUUUCUGGAAUGAAGAUGGCUUUGAUUCAGUUCUCAUUCUUACCUACUUCAUCAUGCAAGCCAAGCCCACAAGAGUUAUUGUUGGCAAGGGAUGCAUUAGAAAUUGGUGUCCAGUGGAGUAUAUUAAAGAAGGAUAUCCCAUCAUUUGAGAGAUAUAUGGCACAGCUGAAACCAUAUUACUUAGAUUACAAGGGUACCCUGGAGGAAUCCGCAUACAUGUUCCAGCUUUUGGGUCUGAAUUUAUUGUCUCUUCUUGCACAGAAUCGACUUGCAGAAUUCCACACAGAACUGGAGCUGUUACCGGCUAAAGAACUACAGAACAAUGUUUAUAUAAAGCAUUCUGUCUCCCUUGAACAGUAUCUUAUGGAGGGCAACUACAACAAGGUUUUCCUUGCAAGAGGAAAUGUACCAGCUGAUAACUAUCACUUCUUCAUGAACAUUCUCUUAGAUACUCUAAGGGAUGAAAUAGCAGCAUGUACAGAAAAAGCCUAUCAGUGCAUAUCCCUUCCAGAGGCUUCCAGGAUUCUGUACUUUGAGAGUGAAAAAGACAUGAGAGCUUUUGCCGAGAAGCGAGCAUGGAUUCUAAAGGAAGAUAAAUAUUACUACUUUGAGCCAGAAACAGACAAAGAAACACAGCAAGAAAUUCCUGCUUACAAAAUGAUUCAACAUAUGCUUGAGUAUGCUAAAGAAUUGGAAAGAAUAGUUUGACAAAAGAUGUAUCACAGAACAAGAGCUUGUUUGUAUAUUAUGUUUUCGUAUUAUCUGUGAGUGAUGUAAGUUAACAGAUCAAAUACAAUAGAACUUCAAUGUUGUUAUUA
This is a messenger RNA of Orbicella faveolata, 946 nucleotides long. Its product is annotated as 26S proteasome non-ATPase regulatory subunit 8-like. The record is from RefSeq and is a predicted model, not a curated record. Gene Ontology annotation, biological process: proteasome-mediated ubiquitin-dependent protein catabolic process. Lineage: Eukaryota; Metazoa; Cnidaria; Anthozoa; Scleractinia; Merulinidae. Gene Ontology annotation, cellular component: proteasome regulatory particle, lid subcomplex; nucleus; cytosol.